AUGGGUUUAGCUGCAACAAGAAAUAAACAGAAAUUUGGUCUAGAUCCGAGAAACACAGCGUGGAGUAAUAACACCUCUAGAUUCGGUUUCAAACAGCUGGAGAAAUUUGGAUGGAAGACAGGUAUGGGUUUGGGCAUGACUCCCAGCACUUCCAAUACUAGCCAUAUCAAAGUUCAUAUCAAAGAAGACAACCUUGGUCUAGGUGCCAAGAUCAAGAGGACAGAAAGAAAAGAUGAAUUCGACAAUGGCGAAUGUGCUGGUUUAGACGUAUUUCAAAGAAUCUUAGGGAGAUUGAACGGUAAGGAAGAAGAAAUCUCCAGUGAAUUGGAUAAACAACGUCAAAAUAAAAUUUUAAAUGGUAAAUGGGGUAUACAUUUUGUCCAAGGUGCUGUUUUGGCAAGCACCUGGGAUCCAGAAACUAAAGAGUUAAGAAACUACUCGAAUGAAAAGAAGAGAAGCAUAAGUGAGGAUGAAGACUCGAGUGAUGAUAAUGAAAGAAAAUCUAAGAAAUCUAAGAAAGAUAAAAAGGAUAAGAAGGACAAGAAAGAUAAGAAAAAAAAGAAGGAAAAGAAGGAAAAGAAGGAAAAGAAAGAGAAGAAAGAGAAGAAAGAGAAGAAGCACAAGAAAGAAAAGAAAGACAAAAAACUGAGAUCUAUUGACGUGAGCAAAAGUGCAUCCACCAUUCCCAAAACUGUAUCAACAAGAUUGUCAGUACGUUCCAAAUGGAUCAGACAAAAAAGAGCAGCCACUAUGGAUGCUAAAGCAUUAAACGAAAUUUUUAUGGUAACAAACGAUUAA
Messenger RNA from Tetrapisispora phaffii CBS 4417, 798 nucleotides. It is a transcript of the gene PXR1, whose product is annotated as telomerase inhibitor. Gene Ontology annotation, molecular function: nucleic acid binding. The record is from RefSeq and is a predicted model, not a curated record. NCBI's taxonomy places the organism in Eukaryota, Fungi, Ascomycota, Saccharomycetes, Saccharomycetales, Saccharomycetaceae. The coding region runs from base 1 to 798 and encodes 265 amino acids. The transcript has a single exon.